AUGUCCGCCAAGUCGAUCCUCGAGGCCGACGGCAAGGCCAUCCUCAACUACCACCUCACUCGUGCUCCCGUCAUCAAGCCGAGUCCUCUUCCUCCUCCCGCCAAGCACAACCCUCCUACCAGACUGGCUUCGCUGUACUUCCCUGAGGAUGCCAACGUCGAUGACAUUCUGAACCAGGCCGAGGUCACCUACCCUUGGCUCCUCCAGUCCGACGCCAAGUUCGUCGCAAAGCCCGAUCAGCUCAUCAAGCGACGAGGAAAGAGCGGUCUCCUUGCCCUGAACAAGACCUGGGCUGAGGCCAAGGCCUGGGUUGCUGAGCGAGCCGGCAAGGAGCAGCAGGUUGAGCACACCACUGGCGUCUUGAGGCAAUUCCUCGUUGAGCCUUUCGUCCCUCACCCUCAAGACACCGAGUACUACAUCAACAUCAACUCGGUCCGCGAUGGCGACUGGAUCCUCUUCACCCACGAGGGUGGUGUUGAUGUCGGUGAUGUUGACGCUAAGGCUGAGAAGCUCUUGAUCCCCGUUGACCUCGCUGAGUACCCCUCCAACGAGGAGAUUGCUGCUACUCUCCUCAAGAACGUCCCCGAGGGCGUCCACAAUGUCCUCGUCGACUUCAUCACCCGUCUGUAUGCCGUCUAUGUCGACUGCCAGUUCACCUACCUCGAGAUCAACCCCCUGGUGGUGAUCCCCAACGAGGACAAGACCUCUGCUGCUGUCCACUUCCUGGAUCUUGCUGCCAAGCUCGACCAGACUGCCGACUUUGAGUGUGGUGUCAAGUGGGCUAUUGCCCGAUCUCCUGCUGCCCUUGGCCUUACCAACGUCGCCACUUCUACCGGCGACAAGGUCAACAUCGAUGCUGGUCCUCCCAUGGAGUUCCCUGCCCCCUUCGGCCGUGAGCUGACCAAGGAGGAGGCUUACAUCGCUGACCUCGAUGCUAAGACUGGUGCUUCUCUCAAGCUUACCGUCCUUAACGCCAAGGGCCGUAUCUGGACUCUGGUCGCUGGUGGUGGUGCCUCGGUCGUCUACGCCGAUGCCAUUGCCUCUGCCGGCUUUGCUGAUGAGCUUGCCAACUACGGCGAGUACUCUGGUGCUCCCACCGAGUCCCAGACCUACCACUACGCCCGAACCGUCCUUGACCUCCUUCUCCGUGCUCCCGAGUCCGACAAGGGCAAGGUCCUGUUCAUCGGUGGUGGUAUUGCCAACUUCACCAACGUCGCCAGCACCUUCAAGGGUGUCAUCCGGGCGCUGCGGGACUUUGCUCCCAGGCUGACCGAGCACAACGUCCAGAUCUGGGUGCGACGUGCUGGCCCCAACUACCAGGAGGGUCUCAAGAACAUGAAGGCGGCCACCCAGGAGCUCGGCCUCAACGCCAAGAUCUUUGGCCCUGAGAUGCACGUCUCUGGUAUCGUGCCCCUGGCUCUCAUCCCCGGAAAGUGGGAGGAGAGCAAGGCGCAGGAGUUCCAGGGUUAA
Molecule: messenger RNA, 1470 nt
Organism: Fusarium falciforme
Lineage: Eukaryota; Fungi; Ascomycota; Sordariomycetes; Hypocreales; Nectriaceae
Product: ATP citrate synthase
Exons: 2
Coding region: 1-1470 (489 amino acids)
Biological process (GO): tricarboxylic acid cycle; succinyl-CoA metabolic process
Cellular component (GO): succinate-CoA ligase complex
Molecular function (GO): succinate-CoA ligase (ADP-forming) activity
Source: RefSeq, a predicted model, not a curated record